AUGGCUGCUAUCCGCAACACCGUCCUCUUCCUCCUGGCUGCAACCACUGCCACAGUCUCCGCCGAGCAUCUCAAGGUCGUCUUCUCUGCCGGUGACUUCUCUACCAUUUCCGGCCCUGCUGGCGGCAACACCAACGGCCACUACGCCGGUUUCGCCAUCAUCAACGACAACGGCGAUGCCAUCUACAACGACGGCACCCCCGACGACCACUCCCCCUGCUACAACACCGGCGACGGCCGCGAGUUCACCAUCGAGGGUGACUGCUGGUCCAGCCCACGCACCUUCAAGUGCAAGGCCGACUUCGCUGGCCACCCUGACACUUGCGAGGUCAAGGACGCCGAUGGCAACAGCCUCGGAACUGGCAAGGGUGAGACCGAUACCACCUUCAUCGGCAUCUCGAUCGGUCAGGACUCCAGCUGUGUCGUUGAGUUUGAGUCCGACAGUGACGGCUGCCCUAUUGACGACGGCAACGGCCCUCUUCACGUCACCUCUGGUUAA
Aspergillus puulaauensis is the source of this 498-nucleotide messenger RNA. RefSeq lists its product as uncharacterized. The coding region runs from base 1 to 498 and encodes 165 amino acids. The transcript has a single exon. The record is from RefSeq and is a predicted model, not a curated record. NCBI's taxonomy places the organism in Eukaryota, Fungi, Ascomycota, Eurotiomycetes, Eurotiales, Aspergillaceae.